This is a messenger RNA of Ascoidea rubescens DSM 1968, 754 nucleotides long. RefSeq names its product mediator complex subunit SOH1 (gene SOH1). The record is from RefSeq and is a predicted model, not a curated record. Gene Ontology annotation, molecular function: transcription coregulator activity. Gene Ontology annotation, biological process: regulation of transcription by RNA polymerase II. Bases 311 to 643 code for a protein of 110 amino acids. The transcript is spliced from 2 exons. NCBI's taxonomy places the organism in Eukaryota, Fungi, Ascomycota, Saccharomycetes, Ascoideales, Ascoideaceae. Gene Ontology annotation, cellular component: mediator complex; core mediator complex.
UCUCGAUGGUGUCGUACUUGGUGCUUUUUUCGAGCUCACUGAUGGUGUUUUUCAAGUUCCUGAUCUGGACCUCCAAGUCCUGUGUUCUGGAGUACUCUUCGCCUAUCAAGUCAGACAUUUCUGUUGCAUUUGCCUCUUGUGCAGAACCUCUUUGGAAGAGGCUCUUCUGCCCCAGAGAAGAAGAGAAGCUGUAUCUUCUGCGAGAAGCACGUGCGUUUUUUCUUCCUGUGGUACUUUCGCUGUGAGGAACGAGCUUCUUGACGACUUUUAGCUGGAACUGCGUCGUGUGGAAGAGAGGAUUCUGAUGGCAAUGGAGCAGCCUGUGCAGGAGGAUGUGCUUCCCACCAGAUGGGAGGUGGAACUAGAGUUUGUGCAAUCGUUGGCCAAUUUGAAUUAUCUCAAUUAUCUAGCACAGAAUAAGUAUCUUGAUGAUCUCAGGUUCAUGUCGUAUUUGAAUUACUUGUACAAUUACUGGUCCUUGCCAUCAAAUGCAAAGUUUUUGAUUUAUCCAAACUGCUUACAAAUUCUACAUUUGCUUUUAUUCUCAAAGGAUGAUUAUUUCAAGAACCAUAUAGUUCAAAGAGAAUUUGCUGACACUUUUAUGAACCAAAUGGUUGAGAAUUGGCAAAAGGACAAGAUAUGAAAGUGUGUAUACUUUUCUUUGUUUUGCGGACAGUUGUGAAUUGAAAUUAUAUAUAAAAUAAUAUAAAAUAAUAUAAAAUAAUAUAAAAUAAUAUAAAAUAAUAUGAUAUAA